AUAGUUUUUACAAAUGAAUUGAAGAUGGGAAGCAUUUCCUUUAGAAUUCUAUGUGUGGGUGAUGCUGAGAGCUUCUAAUAACGAGCAAUGAGAAAAUUUUUAAUAACUUAAUAACACAGUAAUACCUAUGUAAUAGCUUUGACUGCCCAAAAUGUAUGUCUUGAAUCAAAUGCUAAUAAUUUUUAAUAGUUCCUUCUGAUUAGGGCCAUUUCCUUUUAAGAAGAUAAGCCUAUUUGGCACUACUUGUUCUUACUUCAAACUGUGCAUGUUUGGUAAGAAUCCAGGGUUGCAGGUGCUUGUUUGUAUUCAGUAUUUGUACAGAUAUUAACAGCUUCUCAUGUAUUUUCAGUCUGCUUUUGUGCUCAAUAGAAAAUGUGUAAGUCUGUUUUAUCUCUUUGUAAAUAAAAGGUUAGAACAGUUAUGAACAGUGAGUUGAUGAGAGUAAGAUUUUUCUAACCGUUUUUGCAAUAGCUAGAUAACUAUAGUUAAAGCAGUUAAUAAAUUCUGUGGUAGGCUGUAACUUGCACCACAACUUGCUUGAUUAUUUCAAUGUAAAUUUUAUCUGGAAAGAUUUGUAAUGCUGACAUUUUAGCAUCAAUCAUCAGCGGUGGCUCGUGAGGAAGUAAAUCUCAGCAAAACGUUUAUCCAGUGAGUUCAUUCUCUAAGGCAAAAUGAUUGUGUCACAGGCCUUCCCUCCUCACCCAUUUCUCUGGUGUCCCCUAUGGGAAAGGCUUCUUACUAAGGCCUUUUUUCCUGAUUGUGAAUUGUAUUUUUCAGUAGAUCAUAGAGGAGUUGCAGGUACAGUGAUGCUCAGUUUGUUGAAUGUAAGCACAAGGCAUAGAACUUCCAAAAGUGCCUUUUCAGGAGGUGGCUGUGCAGCCAGGCAUGGCACGCACCACAGCUGAUUCCCUGGAACCACUGGUUCGUUGACGAGAAUGUAGUAAUUAAAUUGUCUAUUGUCUUUGUGAAGACUUUGAAAGGAUAUAAGUCAUAAAGUUGAUGAUAAAUUACGAACUUGACUGAAACAAUUGUGUUUUUAUAGGCAACUUGAUUAGAAAUUUAUACAGAGUGUGAAUUAAAACUUUAGUUAUGAUCUGCAGGCCAGUAUAGUAAUUGAGUGUUGCUGAUAGCUACAAAGUUAGCUCUUGCAUGACUUGUGUCCAGGAAUCCUAAAAGAAUGGACAUUCUUUGACUGAAGUAAAGCUUGGGGAAAAUAUAAAUCUUAAUAUUUGUUUUAGCACAGUUAUUUACUUUUUGGAAGGAAGGUUGGGAUAUACAGUUCUCUAUAUUGCACUAACAUGAAGGACCACCGAAAGUGUGUUAGUCCUUUAUGUGACUGCUGUUCAUGGGCGUGAAGGUGCUCCAGCUUCACUGCACACACUGCCUCCUCAAAAGCAGGUUAGGAGGGGCUCCAGGUUGCAAGGCAAUGAUCCUGUAUGAACUUCUACUGCUGGUCCCAAUUGCCAGAAGGCAGUCGAGUGGGUGAACUCUGUGUUGGCAGGCCUUAGGCCAGAUCAGGUAUCAUCCCUCAUCCCAGAGCUGUCACAAAAGAAACACAAAAGCUGUAUCAUCUGCUGUAACUAUUUUGACAGAAGGGCAAUAAUCUGCCCACAUCUGAUCCAUACUUAUUUUAUAAGUCUCUGGUUUCCAGAACAAUAUAUACGUACUACAGUCAUUACCAUAGCCAGAGUCCUGCACCGUAUAGACACUGUGGCCAAUUGUGCUAUAAGGAUGCAGUGGCUCAGUUUACAACAGUUCAUCGACUGUUAAUCCAAUCUUUCUGUCCUGCUAAUCAAAUCAGUCAGCUCCAGAAGCAUGUGCUGGCAGGCUUACACGUACACCCCCAGGCCAACAUGAAGGGAGUAAAAUAUUGGGAAUUACAGUAAAGAUGAAUUCCAGGAUGUAUAUGGUAUCCUAGUGUAAUUUUUUAAUGAUGUUAUUUGAACUUAAACCAUACAAUACUAUGGGUUUGGUAUUCUGACCACAUGUGUGUUAAGCUGUUUUUAAAUUUUACCUGCUGGUGUUAACUGCUGUGAGCAAUGCACAAAAAUCAGUUAAGUCAUACUAUUGUAAAUGAUGUAUUUUCUAAUAAAAUGUAUAACUUGAAGAUUUUAGUGCACAUUCUGCAGACCUUCAGGUGUAUUUUGACAUUGCCAUCAAACUUCUUUUGAAUAACUGUCUUCUCAAAACUACUUUCUCCUUUUUCUUUAAGCAAAACUGUUUUCAUGUGUUGUAUGCUGCUAUAUAUCAGUUGCAUUUUUUAAAUGUUGAAUGCAUUUAUUUUAUUUACAGUAAGAAGUAUUUGAAUACUGUUUAUCAUUGACCUGUGCAAGAUUUUAAUAAAUAGAGGACAUAGUCAUUCAUAAACAUUGCUGAUUUGUUAUGGAUGAUCAUGUAGGUCCCAUUUGUAUAUGGAACAGUUUCCAAUUUAACUAAGGGUGACUGUUCACAUAUAAUACACACAUGUGUGUAAGACUUCCAUUUAUUCUAGUUUCAGUCUCUGAACUGGGGAAAGUCUACAGCAGUAAUUUAUCUCAAUUGGAGAAAAUCAGUUGAAUAUAUCAGUUGGUGCUGUGAUCCCACCUCUGCAUAUUCUGCUGUGUGGCACUUCUGUUUUGGCCUAGAUUUAGUGGAGCCUCUCAAGAUCAAAUAUCCAUGCUACAAUGUGUGUUGAAACUGUGCAGAGCUGUUAUUUGCUUGAAGCAUGACAGAUAACACCAUUGCAUUGGUACAUUUCCAUUUCCAGUUUAUGUUUCUCCAUAAAGAAUCCCCAUCAUGUAUACAAAGACUGGUCUGUGAACAAAACCAUUGCACAGUAGAGAGAAUUGUUGACAAAAGGAAAAACAAGAAGGGAAAAACAGAGUAUUUGGUGCGAUGGAAAGGAUACGACAGUGAAGAUGAUACUUGGGAGCCAGAGCAGCACCUUGUUAAUUGUGAGGAAUAUAUACAUGAAUUUAACAGACGCCACAAUGAAAAGCAGAAAGAAAGCACAUUAACCAGGACAAACAGGACCUCUCCAAAUAAUGCCAGAAAACAAAUCUCUAGAUCUACCAAUAGUUCUUUUUCAAAGACAUCUACUAAAUCUUUAGUUAUGGGUAAAGACCAUGAGUCAAAAAAUAAUCAACUCUUUUCUGCCACCCAGAAGUUCCGGAAAAACAGUUCACCAUCUCUUUCUGGAAGGAAAAAUAUGGACCUUGCAAAAUCAGGUAUUAAAAUCCUAGUGCCCAAAAGUCCAAUUAAGAGCCGGACAACAGUUGAUGGCUUCCAGAAUGAAAGCCCGGAUAAAAUGGACCAUAUAGAGCAGGAUCAAGAAGACUCUGUAGCACCAGAAGUAGCAGCAGAAAAACCAGUGGGAGCAUUAUUAGGACCUGGUGCAGAGCGUGCUAGAAUGGGGAGCCGACCAAGGAUACAUCCAUUAGUGCCACAAUUGCCAGUGCCAGUAACAGCCACAAUUGCAUCAGCAUUAACAAUAAAUGGAAAAGGUACAUCCACCUUUAUGGAAGCAUUAGCAGCCAAUGGUACAACCAACAUACAGACAUCUGUAACAGGAGUGACAGCCAGCAAACGAAGGUUUAUUGAUGACAGGAGAGAUCAACCUUUUGAUAAAAGGCUACGUUUCAGUGUGAGGCAAACGGAGAGCGCGUACCGGUACAGAGACAUUGUUGUCAGGAAACAAGAUGGAUUCACACAUAUUUUGCUAUCGACAAAAUCAUCUGAAAAUAAUUCACUAAAUCCAGAGGUAAUGAAGGAAGUCCAGAGUGCACUGAACACAGCAGCUGCAGAUGACAGUAAACUUGUUCUGUUCAGUGCAGUUGGUAGCAUUUUCUGCUGUGGUCUUGAUUUUAUUUAUUUUAUACGGCGCUUAACAGAUGAUAGAAAAAAGGAAAGCACUAAGAUGGCAGAAGCUAUUAGGAAUUUUGUGAAUACUUUUAUUCAGUUUAAGAAGCCUAUCAUUGUAGCAGUAAAUGGCCCAGCCAUUGGACUUGGAGCAUCUAUAUUGCCUCUGUGUGACGUGGUUUGGGCUAACGAGAAGGCUUGGUUUCAGACACCAUACACUACUUUUGGACAAGGUCCGGAUGGAUGUUCAUCCCUUACAUUCCCUCGGAUAAUGGGCCUGGCUUCUGCCAAUGAAAUGUUGUUCAGUGGAAGGAAGUUGACUGCACAGGAAGCUUGUGCCAAAGGACUCGUCUCUCAAGUGUUUUGGCCAGGAACAUUCACACAAGAAGUAAUGGUUCGAAUCAAGGAACUUGUCACAUGUAACUCAGUUGUACUUGAAGAAUCCAAAGCUUUAGUACGGAACAUCAUGAAGGUGGACUUGGAACAAGCAAAUGAAAAGGAAUGUGAAGUUUUGAAGAAAAUCUGGGGCUCAGCGCAAGGGAUGGACUCAAUGUUAAAAUAUCUGCAGAAGAAAAUUGAUGAGUUCUGAUGAGAUGCCCAUUGACACUGGAAAUGUAUUUCUUGGACAUCGGGGCAAACAAAAUGUGCCCAUUUAAAAAAACCUAUAUAAACUAACCCGUUGCUCAGCUUGGGAACAGGAGUGGACACCCUCCCCUUUUAUUGUCAAGGGGUUUAAAAGUACUGUAUCACUUAAAUUUGAACAAAACUCCUUUCUCCCUGAUUGUUACAUAUAGAUAUACACACACACACACAAGUGUAUGUGUGUGCAUAUAUAUGUCUUUUAUAUAUAUAUAUAAUGUAAUAUGUGUGUGAGAGUGUGUAUGUAGACACACACACACAAGCUAAAAAAAAAAAAAAGAUAGAGUGCACUACCAAACAUCUCUUUAAAGGCUCUAGUUUUUGUUAUCUUUGGCUAGUACUGUAUCAAAUAGAGAAUGGAUUAAAAAGUGAAUGGUGUUGCAUUAUUUUCUGUGUGGCAGGGAAGUCUGGAAUAAUGCUUUUCUUGUUCAUUAGAUUACAGCAUUGAAACGGGUAUUAGCCAGCCCUUACUUUCACUGCCCAAGGAGUCAGCUAAGAUAGAAUGCCUUGUCUCAGAAGAAGGUUGAAAUACCUCAAGCAAUGGAACAUUCUAAAAUGUGGGGGAACUAAACCCUGUUAAGCUUACAUCACAUAUAUCCCCAAAAAGAGAGUGUGCUCAGGAUGAUUGCUAAGAAAACACUCUGUCCGGUUUUGGGGAGAGGUAUAGAGGGGUGGGAGGAAGAGGGCAGGAAUAUGUUUAAUUCUUACCCAGAUAGCAUGAAGAAACCACUGUCUCUUAGGGAAGGGGAAUGAGGGGAAGUGGGAGGGAAAUGGAAGGGGGAAAGAAAAAAAUAAAAAAGAAAAGAGCUUGUUUUGCAGUAUUAGUGAAUCACUGAAUAUCUUAUGUAUGAAUAUCCUAAGUUAUAAGUUAGUUUUAGUGGGUUUUUUAAAAGUCUCUCUGGGUUUGGUUUUCUUGUUUUCUUGUUUUGGGGGUUUUUUGUUGUUUCUUUUUUUUUUUUUUUAAAAACUACGUAAGUGCUUCUGUUGCUGGGUGAGAAUACUACUUUAUAUACAGUUUGGGUUUUGGUUUUGGUUCUUUUUUCCUAUUUGCUGGUUUAAUUGAUGUAUUACACCAAAAAUGCAUUUUAUGUUCAUAAAUUUUAGGUUCACUUAGAAUAUAUUAUUUAAUAAGUUAAAAUUCUUUUGGCACACUAUUACAUAAAAAAGAAAAAACUCCUUUAAAAAAAAAAAACCAACUACCUUAUAUUAGAUGUUUAAUGUUCUUUGUCUAUGCUUUUUUAUUAUUUUAAAUAUACACUAUAUACAGUAUGGUGUAAAAGAGUGCCCUGUGUAAAUAGACCUAUUUUGCAUUCCUUUCAGGAGUGGUUAUUGAUUCCUGACUGCAGAUACCUUUUAUUACUUGGGUAUCUGUGCUUGCAAUCUUAUUGAAUGUAUUAUGAAGAAUGAAAAAGAAAUCAAACCUUAUUUUUGUACAGUUUUGAAGUUUUUACUUGGAACUGACCCACCUCCCCUUCCCAGUGGAGAGCUGUACAGUGUGUAAAUCUGCCUUUACCUUGGAUUGGUACAGUAUUUUUGCAUCUGUGGGACCUACUUCUUCGUUCUUAGUAGUUUGAACUAUAUAUAAACUGUACAAUCUGUAAAGUUUUUAUAGAAUAAAUAUUCAGCUGUGAAAACUGGUUAAAUAAAACUAAUAUUUCUUAACACAUUUUAAA
Strigops habroptila (Kakapo) is the source of this 6149-nucleotide messenger RNA. It is a transcript of the gene CDYL, whose product is annotated as chromodomain Y like. Bases 2705 to 4426 code for a protein of 573 amino acids. NCBI's taxonomy places the organism in Eukaryota, Metazoa, Chordata, Aves, Psittaciformes, Psittacidae. Gene Ontology annotation, cellular component: nucleus. Gene Ontology annotation, molecular function: transcription corepressor activity. The transcript has 7 exons. The record is from RefSeq and is a predicted model, not a curated record.